Molecule: messenger RNA, 1338 nt
Organism: Bolinopsis microptera
Lineage: Eukaryota; Metazoa; Ctenophora; Tentaculata; Lobata; Bolinopsidae
Exons: 11
Coding region: 219-1034 (271 amino acids)
Source: RefSeq, a predicted model, not a curated record
GGGAAGAUAAGGGGGUGUACGACUGUAAAACAACUUAUAACGGUACUGAGUACUUACUACAGAGAUAUACCCUGCGCGUUGUCGGAGAGGUUCAAGCGUCCAACCUGAUAAAACCGAGUAAUAUAGUAACGGUAGACGGAGAGAGCACGUACGGAGGACAGGCUACUCUAUACUGCUCCGGUAUUGGCAAACCAGCACCUCGUAUAUCUUGGAAUAAGAUGGAUGGUUCCAGAGUAGAAACAAGCGAGAAAUUCCUGCUCCAAGACAACAGAAGACGACUUGUGAUUACAAACGUUAACAGUGAUGACGGUACAUCUUACACCUGCUCUGUGACGGUCGGGGGUGCUGGCAAGAAAACUCAGAUUGUUAGCAUGGAUAUAAUUCCCCCGGUCUCAGCUCAGAUUACAUUUGUAGAGCAGCCCAAGUCUCAGAUAAUCUUUACAAACAGAUAUCCUACAUUCUCUCUCAAGUGUUCUAUCAACCUGGCCGAGUUUAUUGGGGUAGAAGGAAGUAUGAUGCCAGUACUUUACUGGUUAAAGAACGGUAACCAGUUGGGCUUCUCUAGUCGGAGAAAGUCCACAACCAGACAAGACUCCGAGACCAAUGUGUUGGAGAGCUCGAUAGAGUUUGUCUCUCCGAAUGAGAGUGAUUUAGGAAUAUAUCAGUGUAUUGCACGAGGCACAACACAACUGAGACAAGUAACAGCUUACGUAAACGUGAGGAGCACUGAGGGGGACUACAAUAUGGAGGUGGUGGAACCUAAAUAUGACUUUAUCAGCGUUCCUAUGACUGUGUCGGCAGCCGAAGAACACUGUAGGUCCUGGAUGACAAACGGUCAUUUAGUGAGUAUUAUGAGCAGAAAAGAGGCGGAUACUGUCACCCGACUUCUCAAACAAGAGAAUAUAGAGCAAGCCUGGAUAGGACUAACUUGUGAACGGUACUCUGGCACCUGGCUCUGGACACAACCUGCCGACGAUUCCAGCAAAUUCAGUUUCUGGGCUGAAGAGAACCCUGAUAACCUGUUACGCGGGUGAAGAGUACGCUAUAAUGGACACAAGUCUGGAGGGUCGGUGGCUGAUGUCCGACUGGCCGAUAAAAAGUAUCCCUUUGUGUGUAAACAGUACACCAAGACGUGUCCUAGUAUUAGAGAGUACUACAGUGGUAAACUUGAACCGCUUAAUAAAGUUGAAAGUAAAGAUACAAGAUAUGGGGUCGGAGAGAGUAUAACUGUAACCUGCGUUGAUCGAACGGUUCAGAUCAAAGAAACUCUAACUUGCACUACGUCGGGGAAAUACUAUCCUGACGAGGGGUUUCGCCUGUCCCGUCUACAGUUCUGCU